This is a messenger RNA of Pygocentrus nattereri (red-bellied piranha), 6147 nucleotides long. RefSeq names its product pleckstrin homology domain containing, family A member 7a (gene plekha7a). The coding region runs from base 1725 to 4931 and encodes 1068 amino acids. The transcript is spliced from 22 exons. The record is from RefSeq and is a predicted model, not a curated record. Lineage: Eukaryota; Metazoa; Chordata; Actinopteri; Characiformes; Serrasalmidae. Gene Ontology annotation, molecular function: protein binding.
UAUAUACCACGAUACGUUCACAAUGAUAGUAUAAUUAACAAUCCUUAAAAAAAAAGCCUCCUGCUGCCAGUUCGGAAGCAUACCUGUGGCUCAACAUAGCUUCAAUACAUAUCACUUUGUCUUAUUGAAUGUUGUCUGUCAUGCUUUGUUGCUUGCAGGCUCAACUGUUGGAAGGCUCUUGUGUUUGUUUUUUUUUUUGUUUUUUUUUUGCUCAUUAGAAUAUCACUGAGGUGUUGUAUGUGCAUUUUGCAGACAUGGGUGUGUUGUGAGCUGGUGUGUUAGUUUAUGUGUGUUUAUUGUCCACUUUAUUAGAAAGACCUGCCUUGUAUUCAUUAGCUACUUAUAUGUCCGCGGUAUAUGUCUGUGGUCAUUGAGAAUUUAUCAGCUUACCCCUACCACAUUCUCCAUUAGUUUCUGAGCAUACGACUGCUGACCAGAUUUUAUUUGGGUGGUGGACCAUUCUCAACACAGCAGUGACACUGUACAGACAUUGUAAUGGCAGAGUAGUCUGUAGGUGUGUUGCUGGGGUUUUCACACUGCUAAGUCAAGAAUCAUCCUACGCUCAAAAAAAAUCCUGCCAAGAGCAGUUUCUGUGGUCAGAAACUGGUCAAAGGCUAGAGAAUGGCUAGCCUUGCUAACUGUAACUAUAAAUCUACUUGUACACCAGCAAAAUGGACCAACAAAGUAAGUGUCUCUAAUAAAGUAGUUGGUGAGUGUAUGUUAGCUGCAUGGUUUAGGCAUUAGAGAAACACCACAAUUAGCUUGCACGUCUCUACUCUCUUUACCUGUUCUUCAUGAAGCCCCCUCUUACCUAUAACAGCAUCAUGAAAGUCAAAUGAAAUGCAUUAGAGAGGAUUGCCUCAUUUCCAAAAAGUAGUCAAGAUAAUUUCUCACAUUUUAGACUAGUAUAGAAAGGUAAGUAGCAUCUUUCCUUCCUGUCUUUUUUUGCUCCACAUUUCUAGCCCAAUGUUUCACCUCACAACUGUGGCUGCUCACAUUAUCCUGUGCUGCAGCUAGCAAUUCUGUUGAAUAUUGUAGUGACCAACAAAAGCCUCUGUUGUUUUCAUUGUGUAGAGAGAUAUUUGCUUUAUGCUUUGUAUGAGGGGGAAUGUUUGUAAGCAAAUCCCACUGGAUAUUUGGUAGUGGACUGUCUCGGAUGGCUAGACGAGGCACUCUAAGCUUUUCCUAAUCCCUUAUCAAAGAGACAGCUUAUUGUGGCGCAUUCUGCUCGGCCAGCAACCCCGCUCUACAUGCUAAUACAACUGUGGCAGGGGGACAAAAUGGCUUCCGUGUUGGACCUGUACAUAGCAGCACCAAGAUGUGAGAGAAGCUAGACGUUAUUUGUUGUUUGUUUUCCUGGCUUCGCUCUAACGGUGCUGGCAUUGUGUGUCAUGUUGGCAGUCUUACUUAUGUGAUGUGGCAUGUUUAUUUGCUACAGUUCACGCUGUGUGCUUCUGUCAUCUUCUUGUCACUGUAGCGCUGACAGUGUAGUGGUUUCAUCACACUUGCUUUUUCCCAGUGUUUAUACACAUAAGGUCCAGCAGCCACUGAGUAUAGCUCAAGCACAGAAGUGGUGAUCAGUUGGUUGUGUUUUCUAUUGCUGAACUGUAUUCUUCUUUUGUUCUGAUUGGUGGGCUGGCUGCCUGUGAGGAGUGCGUGACAGUCCAGAGAAGUUGUGAGACACAUGCGCCAGUCUACUGUAACUAUAGGCCAGUCAUACGGGGAUGCGCUCCUACAUUUACAAACACAGCUCUGUGGUUGGCUCACAGGCAGAGCACAGCGGCAUGAGGACAUACUUCUUCAGUGCAGACACGCAGGACGACAUGAACAGCUGGGUGAGAGCCAUGAACCAGGCUGCGCUGAUGCAGAACCACACGGUGAAGAGUGUCUUUGAAGAGUUAGAUCACCCAGACAACUUGGACACAAGUGAGAAGGUUGAGAAGCAGGCAAUACGUCAGAUUAACCACAUCCAAAACUACGUGUUUCUCCAAGCAGAAGCUUCUCAAAAUGACAGGACAGAGCUGCAGAAGCAGGAGGUGUUAGUGGGGGAGGAGGAGAGCCGGGCUGUCCUGCCUGAAAUGGAGCAGGUGAGGGGGAAGUCACCGGGGGUUAGGACACUGGAGGUCGAGCUGUCAGCUCCAGAAGUAGCAGUGACUUCUCACGCCCCCUCCUGCAUCCCUUCCCGUGCUGCAUCAACCCUGCCAGCUUCUUUUCGGAGUGGGGUAACCGUGGAGCAAAAUGGAUUGGUGGAAUAUCAGAGGGGCCCCACGCCGCACUCCGACACACCCACACACACUCAGGGGAGGAAGAGCACUCUGGAACAGGUGGAGAAUUGGGUCAAAGUGCAAAAAGGAGAGCACAGAGGAGCCAUCUCCAGCGAAGGUAACCUCUCACGCCAAAACCCUCCAGUGCAGUCCAAUUUUGGAGCAGCUGAAGCCCAGCAGUUCAUGUCCAAGAGUCCAUACCACAGUCCACCAAACUCACACCGGCAGCUUACCAGCGAUUACAAAUAUGCCCAGGACCGCAUUAGUCACUUUCGGGCAGCACAAGGCCAGCCUUUUCAGCCUACCACGAGGGACGGCACUGUUUGGCAGCUGUAUGAGUGGCAGCAGAGGCAGCAGUAUCGCCACGCCAGCCCCACUGCCCCCAUUUAUGUUCCAGCUCCAGACUACUCCACUGCUGUCUCUUCCACCAGAGUGAACCCAGACGUUGCACGCUCUGUCUCUGUGCCCCCUACUCCUGCUGACAUCCCUCCACCUGGGCCCCCAGGGCCUAGCAUGCUGUCCCCUCGGAGACCCCACACCCCUGCUGAGCGGGUGACGGUUAAGCCCCUGGGGGACAGACCCAUGGUGGAGGUGCCACCGUCCAGUUCUCCCCACCGAAUAUACUCUCAAAAGUCUGCCACAAUCGAAAGACGCUCCAUACCUCCAUCAGGCUACAUCACUCACACUGUCAGUACUCCUAGUCUUCAUGGAAAAACACCGGAGGAACUUACCCUCCUGCUUAUCCAGCUCCGGAGACAUCAGGCUAUGAUGGCAGGGGUGCGCAGCCAAACUCUGGCCCAUCUACGGCAGCUCUCCCGACCGAAGGCUGAUGAUACUUAUGUGCAGCUGAAGAAGGACUUGGAGUACCUGGAUCUGAAGAUGAAAAGCAUAGAGCCGUUGAUCCUCAUGGUGCACAGUAUGUUACAAACCUGCACUGCGGGGGGUUUGGCACCUCUCUGGAACAUGGCUGGGAAUGAAACACUGAAAGGACGGCUGCCCAAACCAGUCAGGGUGGCAGAGAGUGAUGUUGAUGUGAAACUGAGUCGUCUAUGUGAACAGGACAAAAUCCUGCAGGAGCUUGAGAUCAAACUGAGCACACUAAAGGAGGAUAAGGACAAGCUAGAGUCAGUUCUGGAUGUGUCACACCAGCAGAUGGAGCAGUACCAAGACCAGCCAGCACACACAGAGAAAAUUGCCUACCAGCAGCGGCUGCUUCAAGAGGACCUGGUCCACAUCCGUGCUGAGAUCUCCAGAGUGGCUACGGAGAUGGAGAGAGCAUGGGAGGAAUAUGGUCGGCUAGAACAGUCAGUACAGCUGCUGAGAGAAGCACUGCAAGCCCAGAUGAACCUCUGUACAGUGCCUCAGGAGAAAACACAGUUGAAAAGAGAACUUUGGAGGAUUGAGGAUGUGAUGGCUGGCCUCAGUUCCACCAAAGACACCUUUAAAAUCACCAUUGACUCAAUGCAGAAUCCAGGGAGGAAACUUGUGCCUUCAGUGACAGAGUUGCCUUCAAGGUCUGCGACCCCAGCAGAGAUACGCACCCCCCAGCGUAGUCUCACUUCCAGCCCUCUGCCAAUGCCCUCUGAGAACUCCAGUACCCAGCUGUCACAGUCUGUGCCAAAGUGGCUGGAAGACACUGCCCCACCAAGACCACCUCUGCCCCUCCACUACAGUGAGGACAUACCUCCUGCAAUUCCUCCCCUCCCUAAAGAGACUUCUAUCAUCAGGCACACGUCAGUGCGUGGUCUCAAGAGGCAGUCAGAUGAGAGGAAACGCGACAGAGAGUAUAGCUAUGUUAACGGAGAUUGCAGGGUAGAGUUACGUUCGUACUUAAGUGAACCAGAGCUACCUGGAAGUAAGGAUGUGUCAGACCAGACAGAAGGAGGCUACCGGACACUCCCAAACAGAGGUCUGUCAGGCUCCUUAUUCCGACUCAACCAGUCAACCUCCUGCAGCACUUUGAAAAGAGACCUACCAAUGAUGGAAAGACCAAAGAGUGCCUUGGAGCAGCUGUACUCCGAGGAGCCCCGUCAACUACCCCAGCGAGGGAGGAUGAGUGUGGAGGAACAGCUGGAGAGGAUGAAAAGACACCAGAGGGCACUGGUGCGUGAGCGCAAGCGCAACCUGAAUCAGGCUGAACGGCUGUCAGCCAGUUCGCAGGCCUCCUCUCGGACCAUCUGCUCCGACCUGGGACCAUUGAGGCGGGAGCAGGGCUUUGAUUUGCAGCUUUCGGGGAGGAUAGUGCAGACAGCAGAGAGGCAAGGCCAGGAGGAGCACAGCCCACAAACCAGACCCCAAAAAACAGAUGAAUGGCUCACAGUUCUAGCCAGACCUAUGAUAAUAGAUGACUUGGAGCCUGUCGACUUUGACGUGGACCUCAGCAGAGAACUUUCUAUUCCCCCAAAGAUAUCUAUACCGAAGCGCUUCCAGGAGACAGAGCCUGAAGAACCCUUAAGCCAGGAGGAGAAAGAAGAACGCAUUCGUAAUGUGCAAAAGAUAAAGAACCUACUUGCUAAAUCAAGUAUUCCACCUGCACUGCUUCCUAUAGGCUCAGAGCAGCUGGACUUCUCAGACCUAGACCAUGUCCUUCAGCAGCAGGAGCAGAUCAGGACUUUUCCACAGAAAACUCUAUGCACAGAAGCCAAAGCUGCGUCUGAAGAUAUAUGAAGAUUGUACAUAAUGAACAGAAUGCGUAAAUACUGUUUUUCAGUGUGUAAUUGCUAAAGUUUUCAUUUUUGGAUUCACAACAAGGAUUUACACAUAUAAAAUUGCCAAAGAUGGUAUCUAAUAUUGAUGAAACUAAUUUUAAUAUUUGAUCGAUUCUAAUUUAAUAUUUGAUUAAAAUUCAUUUAAAUUGCUGUGCUUGCAUAACGUUUUAUUAGCAAUUUUUAUAAGCUUUUUUUCCCCUUGCUGUUAGGAUAAUUACUAAUUUUCUGCAUGUUGUAGAUGGAAAGACGUUAUACAUUUUGAUAUAGCAGUUACUUACAGGGGGACAUAAUAAUGGAUGCACCGAGCAAAAUAUUGCUCCUGCAAAAGAGCUCUUUGCCUUUCUGUCAUUACAAGCAUUGAACAUUUUGUUUUGUUUUUUGUGUAGUGAUGUUGGACCUUUUUUUUAAAUAGGUAACACCUCAAAUGAAUUAAAGGAUAAGGAAGGUGGAAAUGUCUUCUUUGUAUUCUUCACAUUGAAUCAUUUGCACCAUAGAGGUCAUCUAAAAUAACCUUACAUGUUAAAUGAUAUUGCCUGUGAUCAUCAGACCAGUUGACUCUCACAUAACACAUUAUCGAGCCACCGUUUUAGCAAGCGAUGUGGUGGAUUAAAGGUUGUAUUUUAGUAACUGUCCUUUCAAGGCACUUCGAUAUGUGGAAUUGUUUAGCUUUAAGUAUUUUAUAAAUGACAUGCUGCCAAUUAACUUAAUAUAGUUCACCUCUGUGGUUGCCUUUGUGAUCGUCAUCUAGUUACUUCAAUGUUGAAGUCCUGUUUUGUUUGGUGUUUCUGUUUCUCAUCUGUCUGUCAUCCCCUGUAUCUGUAUCAGGAGUGCUUUAUGACUUUCAUAUUUUUUAAUAACUAAAUACAUUUGCACCAUUAAAAUUUUCAAUGGUAUAGGGCUUGUGUAUUUUAUAUUGUCCAAAUCAUACUUGGUACAUUUAUAACACACAUCUUAAGAGGAGCUAUUUUUAUAAUAAAUAUACUGAUCAAAUAUAUGAAUAUAUGAAAAUACUUUUUCAUAGACAUGUGUCAUGCUGCUACAGGCAGAUUGUGCUCUCAUAACAUAUUUAUGCAGGGCUCCUGCUUCAUGACCCACAGUUUUUAUGGGUUUCAAUAAAAAGUGUUGCAUUUAUAUUUUUCUCAGUAUAUUCAAAAUAAAAAAUGUCUGUAACUGUA